AUGCAAGGUGGAGACCUGAUCACCAGAAUCUCUCCUGAAGGAGUGGACCUUGUUUUGGAUUGCCUCUGUGGGGAUAACACUGGAAAAGGUCUCAGCCUUCUCAAACCACUGGGAACCUAUAUUUUAUAUGGUUCAUCCAACAUGGUGACUGGAGAGACCAAGAGCUUCUUUAGCUUUGCAAAAUCAUGGUGGCAGGUCGAGAAGGUGAACCCCAUCAAGCUCUACGAAGAGAACAAAGUCAUCGCGGGAUUUUCCCUUUUAAAUCUGCUCUUCAAACAGGGCCGUGCAGGCCUCAUUCGAGGAGUGGUGGACAAACUCAUUGGGCUCUACAACCACAAGAAGAUCAAGCCCGUGGUAGACUCCCUUUGGGCCCUGGAGGAGGUGAAGGAGGCCAUGCAGCGGAUCCACGACCGGGGGAACAUCGGCAAAUUAAUUCUGGAUGUAGAGAAGACCCCGACUCCACUGAUGGCCAACGAUAGCACAGAGACCAGCGAGGCGGGAGAAGAGGAGGAGGACCACGAGGGAGAUAGCGAGAACAAGGAGCGGAUGCCCUUUAUCCAGUAACCCAGGACCCAGGCAGGAGAAUGUGAAGGAUGGUUUGGAACAAGAGGAGCCGGUUGAGAAAGCUCUUCUGUACCCCAGUGAACAAAUGCUGUAGUCCACUGUGUGUUGUGUUUGUCUGCAGUCAGCUGAGCUAAAAGCUGUUGAUCACUGUUGUUUUUGAAAUUAAGUGCCAAGCCCAUUCCAUGCAGUAUUAUGUCCCUCCCUCAUCUGUGUAUCACAUUCUCCCCCCUCUCCUACUUCAAAACCAUCCAUCUUUGGGUCCUUCUUGACAGUUCUAGAACAGCCUUGCAAAUUAAUAUAAGCCCAGAGCCCAAAGCCUAUGAGACCAGACAAGGGCAAAGACAAGUUUGGGUUGAAAGAUGUUAUCAUAAAAGCACUGUCCAGAUCCUAGAAUUCUUCGGGCCAAUGACACUUUUUGCUGCCAGCCACCCAUGAUUCUGACAAGAGCUCUUGCCAGUGUGGCUGGCAGAAGGAGGGUAGGCCAGGAGGUGCUUUUAUGAGCCCAUACAUUUAGGAUUUCUCCAAAUAGUACUUUCCCUCUCCCCAUUUAAGAGGCACCUUCCUUACAUCCAUUUAGUUGUUUAUUGGUCAAAAGGUUGAACCACUCUCCGCUCAGCCUCUGAUGCUUGAUCCCUUCACUGGUUCUUAACCAUCAAUACAGGAUUUUUCAGGAUAGAAGAUGGGUCAACAGCAUGAGUUUGAGGAUCAGCCACAGAGAUUUCUCCUCUGAAACCAGGUCUCAUGAGCAAAAUCCCCCCACCCUGGCCGCCCACCAUAUAUAUUUUCGUUUAAUUUUAAGAAAACUCACCACAUGUGGGACUAUUUCAGAAGUCAUUACUGAGAUUUGCCUAUGUUUGCACGCUUGCCAUGGGCAUUACCGAUUUUGCUCUUUUCAUUUCCAGGUAGUGAGCAGCUACCUUUACCAAGGAUCCCCCAAGGAAGACCUCCCUGGUAGACCGUAUUAGGGAAAAAAAAUCAAUGAGUAUCUCUCUUCUUGCCAAAGCAUGUUCUGACAUGUAACAAACUCUAGCGAUACAAAUGGUUGAUGUUCAGUAUCUGAUGCCAAAUGUGCAGUUCCUCUCCUCUAAAAUACAAAAUUAUGGUGCAGACUCUUUGCAAGCCCCUGCUUUUUGGAAAUCAGGGACCAAACUACUUGAUUAUACACCACUGUCUAAUUUUCCAGCUCCUAAACUCUUAAGAAACCCCACACCCCGCCCACCAUACUUGCUAUGUCUUGAGGUGAACAGUUCCCCUGAAGGACGAGAGAGAGGCUCAGUGUCUCCACAAGGGGGCUCCUUAUUCCCUCCUCCCACUCCUUUUGGCUCAAAUGGUGAUUCCUUCACUCAAAAACAGAGCUGGAGACACAAGGAGCUCACAUGAUUAGCACCCCAAGUCACUUUGCCUUCUGGAACACCUUGGAGGGCUCCCUGAUUGCCCCAUCUCUCCACCAGUGAGCCUUAGGGUAGACCCAACUCUUUCCCCAAACGAUGGGAAGGAGUGCAUUCCAGCAAUUACCUUUUUAUUUCCAAAGUCCUUUUAUAAGAACAAUCACCUCAUUAAUCAUGUUCUUUUUUCCUGCACUAAGCUUGUGAUGGUGACUUAUUUAUGCCAAAUAUUUAUCUGAAGGGAGUUUCUCCUCAUUGUGAAUGUACAUGUAAAAUAUGGGGACAAGAAAGGGUGCUUCCAUCUGAUGAACAAAGAGAUGAGAGUAUCUCAGAAGAAGAUACUCACAUCAUCUUCUCUUCAUACCCCAGGACUCACCAAUAUUUCAUUUCUGGGCCAUUUAGAAAGAUAAUGUGGAGGUUUGUCACAGCCCCCCGCCCAACACUUUCACUAAAUGCUGUAUUCUUGGUCAUAUUUCUCCCAUAACCAAGCUGACAAUGAGGUUUUAAGAAGAACCACUACCCAAGUGACAUUCCUGGUGAGCUAGACAGAAAUGGCAUUUUCUAGGGCUGGGGUAACAAAGAGCCAUUGGCCAAAUCAGGGCUGUCCUCUGCGAGGGGAGUGGGAGCUCUAUGUGCAGAAUCCAAAUGGCCUUUGUUCUUGUCCAGAGGAGAGGCGUUAAAAAAAUCAUGCUUCCCCAAAUCUGUUUUUCAACUAGCAAAAUUAAUACAGUCAUCAUAUAUAAUGGCAGUUGGUUAAAGAAAACCCUUUUGUCACUCCAGAAUACAGGGUGAGAAGAGAAAACUAGAGUUUGACUAUCAUUAUGCCAUGAAGAACAGAAGAAAAGAAAAUGCCAAAAUUAGCCGUUUAAUGCACUCUCGUUUUAAGCACCUUCUUCCUGUCACGUGACUGGUUUUCUGAAAAAAGUAUAAGGAAAGUCUCAGUUUGCCUUAAAGGAACUGUGAAGGCUUCUCUGUCAUUUAAACUUGAUUGGAGUGAACUGAAACAUUGUCUAACGUAUUUGUGGCUUUAGAGCUUUUGUUACAUUGUGCCUACAAAGCAAAUUAUGUUUACAUAAAAUAUAUAAAUAAAGUAUUCAGCAUAGCAUAA
Messenger RNA from Leptonychotes weddellii (Weddell seal), 3057 nucleotides. Lineage: Eukaryota; Metazoa; Chordata; Mammalia; Carnivora; Phocidae. The record is from RefSeq and is a predicted model, not a curated record.